Messenger RNA from Penicillium lagena, 1455 nucleotides. RefSeq names its product DUF1254-domain-containing protein. The transcript has 4 exons. The record is from RefSeq and is a predicted model, not a curated record. NCBI's taxonomy places the organism in Eukaryota, Fungi, Ascomycota, Eurotiomycetes, Eurotiales, Aspergillaceae. The coding region runs from base 1 to 1455 and encodes 484 amino acids.
AUGAAGCUGCAGCACUUGCUCGCCACCGCGGUCUGUGCUGUAUGUACCUCGGCAAGUGUGCACGAAGCCUCGCAAUUUACUCUGACGUAUGGAUACCCUCUCCAAGCUCUCGUCCCCUUCGCCGUCCCCCUUAUCGAAGAGGUAAAAGGUACCAAUCGCUUCAAAUAUAUGAGAGAGCUAGCCACAUCAGCCUUCCACGACGUUGUGCGCCCCAAUGUGGACACUUUAUACUCGACUGCUGUCAUUGAUCUGUCGCACCAUGAUGUCCUUGUUGACAUUCCCGUCAUCAAGAAUCGGUACUGGGUGUUUCCUUUCUACGAUGCGUAUGCCAACAACUAUGCCAAUAUCGGCAGCGUGACGAACAACACAGCUGGCACGUAUAUCUUGCGGUACAGCGCAGACCACGACCACAAGCCCGGUGUCCAACUUUGCGGCGAGAAAGAGAAAGGUUCUCGGGUGAAGUGCGACAGGCACAUCCAGGGCUACGUCAACGCCCCAACACCAUACGGCACCAUCGUCACCCGGUACGCUGUCAAAGAAGGCACCCCGGAAGAUCUGGCGCAGCUCCACGCUCUGCAGAACCAGACCCAUCUCCGCACUGUCGAGAAGAACAUCAAAUAUUCCACCGCGCCGCCUCUAACGAUCUCCAUGCUCAACUCCUCCCUAUCCUCCGACCCAGCAACCAAGCUCAUGCAACUAACAGCCCGCAUCGCACCGCACAAUCCCCCGCGCGACAUCUCAGACCUAGGCCGGGUCAAUCGCAUGCUGCACGAAGCCGGUAUCCACCCAGACGGAAGCUAUCGGCCACCUCACGGCGUAAACCUAACCGCCGCAUACACGACUUCUCAGCAGGAGAUCUUCGCGGCGGUAACUUUGCCCCAGAACGAACUCACCCUCAGCCACGGCUGGACCAGUCUAUCGCCCACGGCGCAAGGUGACUACGGCACGAACUAUGCGAUGCGCGCAUUCGUAGCUUACAGUGGGUAUCUUGCCCUCGACGCAUCGCAAGCUCUUUAUCCAUCCUACAGUGCAGGUGGAAAGAACAAGACCCUCAAUCUGGCCCCGAAACAGGCCUACAUCUUCACCUUCGCUAGCAAGCCGCCCCUGGACGAGACCGGGUUCUGGAGUCUGACGGCCUACGACGCGGAACAGUAUCUCGUUCCCAAUCCGGAGGACCGGUAUGCGCUGAAUGAUCGUGGAAAUAUCACUUACGCCAAUGGAUCGCGCGUUUAUGGUGACGCUGGUGCUUCGUCCCCUGCAGAUGGCAGUUUCCAGUUGCUCGUCCAGCCGGCGGACGUGAUACCCCCGAAGAAUUGGACGGCAAAUUGGCUACCAGCUCCUCAGGGCGGAGGCGACUUUUACCUGACGCUUCGGUUCUAUGCUCCGGCGGAAAGCCUGCGCAAUGGGUCGUGGAGUUACCCAGUGGUGCAGAAGGGGAAUGCGAUCGUGGCGUGA